AUGAUGCGGAGGAAAGUCCUCAGUAUAGCCCUAUAUUUGAUAAUUGCCACAACACUAUGCCGAGCAGCUCCCAAACCCUUCAGCUGCAUGAGCUAUUUGGAAGAUGAUCGCAUUCUUUUGGAAAAAGAUGAUGACGCUGAUACAUCGGAUUCAAUGGAACCACCACAAUUUGAUAGUGGUGGCCUUACAUCAAAGGAAUACAAUAAAGUAAAUGAAGAAACGGAUAUGGAUCGGAAUCAGGAUGCCACAGUACAUUUGCGUGUUUGUCCGCCAGAAUUCACAUUUUGUUUUUCAUUGUGGCGCAAAACCGAGAAUGGUUCAAAAAUUGAGAAGCAGGGUUGCUGGAAGGACAGUACCGAAGGCAAUGGUACCUGCAAUCAUGCCGAAUGUGUCAGUUCUUCGCCCACGUUAAGAAACAACUCCUUAUAUUAUUGUUGCUGUUCGGGUAAUGCCUGCAAUCGAAAUGUUUCCGUGGUGGAACCUUCAUUCUUGGAGCUCUCCAAGAACAAUUAUGCCGACAAUAAUCCCCCGGAAAUGCAUGAGCAAUUGUAUUGGUCCAAAUCGGCUGUGUGGUUGGGAAUGUUGGCCAUAAUUAUGGUGAUCUCCAUUAUAUCCAGUUUCAUUUAUUGUCGGAGUGUUCGGGAGAAACCCAUACCCGAAGAGGCUCCCUUGGCUCCAUCCGGACCCGGCUAUAGUUCAAAUUUACGUAAUGUGGAUAAUUUAAAUUUGAUUUGUAUGUUGGAUAAGGGGAAAUAUGGUACCGUGAUGAAGGGACUACUGCAUGACCAGGAAGUGGCGGUGAAAAUAUUCCCCGAGGCUCAUCAACAAUAUUUUGUGAAUGAGAGGAAUAUUUAUUCGUUGCCGCUAAUGGAUUGUCCGGCUCUAUUGACAUAUUUUGGUUAUGAUGAACGCCACACCCUGGAGGGCAAGGUGGAAUAUCAUUUGGUAUUGUCGUUGGCUCCCUUGGGCUGCCUCCAAGAUUGGUUGAUACCGAAUACAAUGAAUUUCGAGGUGUUCUGUGGCAUGGUGAAAAGUAUAACCCGUGGCCUGUCACAUUUGCACACCGAACUGCGUCGCGGCGAGGAACAUAAACCCUGUAUUGCCCAUCGUGACUUGAACACCCGCAAUAUUUUGGUGAAAUCUGAUCUCACCUGUUGUAUAGCCGAUUUUGGUUUCGCCUUAAAAGUGUUUGGACCCCGCUACGAAUAUAAAGGGGAAAUUGCUGAGGCAGAGACAAAGAGCAUUAAUGAAGUGGGUACGUUGAGAUAUAUGGCCCCUGAGCUGUUGGAGGGUGCUGUCAAUUUACGGGACUGUGAAACCUCUUUGAAACAAAUGGAUGUCUAUGCUUUGGGUUUGGUAUUGUGGGAGGUGGCCACACGCUGUUCCGAUUUCUAUCCCCCCGGGCAGACCACACCACCUUACAAGGCCCCUUAUGAGUUGGAGGUGGGUUCACAUCCUUCAUUCGAUCAAAUGCAGUCGCUGGUGGUGAGACAUAAGGCCCGGCCUCUAUUCCCCGCCGGUUGGGGUGGUGGACCAGCUGUGAAACUUAUUCGAGACACCUGUGAAGAUUGUUGGGAUCAUGAUGCAGAGGCACGUCUAACAUCCCUGUGUGCCGAAGAGCGUAUGCAUGAGGCAGCCUCUAUUGGUAUGCGUCUGAAUACCCAUUUGCUGCCCACCACGCCACUGUUAAGUACCAAUAAUCUAUGUAAUGGCCACGGUGAGUCGUCAACGGAGGUGACAAAUCACAAACCCAGAUCUCCAACAAAUGUGGACAGUAUGAUGGCGGAAACAAAUACGGUCCUGAAUCCGCCACCAAAUAAGAAAAAUCUACCCUACUACAAUGAGGUGAACAGUUGUGAGAGAUCCUCGACAACGGAGAAGAAUCAUUUGAUACAACCCCAACAGCAAUUACAACCAUAUCAGGGGCGGAAUCCUUGUCAGGAACGAAAUUUGGCACCAUCCAGCCUCAACUAUCCCCAACAAUUGAUUCAGCGCAGCAAAAAACAUAGUUUUCAACCGGCCACAGGGGAAGAGAAUAGCUUCUCCUGUCUGGAUGAUGAUGUGUCGGUAGAGGAAUUAAUACAGGCGCGAAGUGCCAAGAAAUUCCCCUCCCUAGAACAUGAGGAGCACCAGAACCCCCUUUCAAAUGGUAAUGCUGCACAUCUGGGUCAAGGUUUUCCCAAACAACAGAAUACCGAACGUAAACUGAAGGGAUGGCAUGGUGUGCGAGCUUUAAUACAAAAGAAACUAUUUCGAAAGGCAGACAUUGCCCGGCUGGAUGCUUUUCGGCAAUUGAAUGGCGAUGAGAAAUCCAAUUUGAAUGGCUAUGCCAUCAAUAAAAGACCCAAUAACUUAGAUUUAAGUCCGGCGAAUAAAACGAAUGCUCCUCCUCCCUCUUGCACUCCCGAUAAUGUCGAAUAUCGUCUAAAAAGCCUCGACAAACGAAAGUCAACACCUGCCCACAAUGCCGCCGUCGUUUCCCGUUCCAAAUCUUCGAAUUUAGUUAAAUCCCUCAACAGCUCCAAUAGCAAUUUGCACGAGGCCGAACUGAAGGCCCUCAACGAUGCCGUUAUUCUACGGAAUCACUCCGCCUCAGAGCCGCAGUUUCGUCGUCAGCGUAGCCUUGAAGUAUUUCGUGAGGUAUUCAAUGCCCGCGGCAGUAACGAACGUUUACGUGAUCCUAGUCAACGGGUGAAAACGCCAGGUGAUGUACCGCCAUCGGUGCGCAAAAUCAGGGCAUCGAAAACCUUGAGUUUGUAUGAUGAUCGAAUGAUGGACUCAUCGCUGCUCAAUGUACUUUAGCAUGAAGAGGUUCUGCUUCUUGAAUUGUAG
Musca vetustissima is the source of this 2832-nucleotide messenger RNA. RefSeq lists its product as uncharacterized. Gene Ontology annotation, biological process: cellular response to growth factor stimulus; BMP signaling pathway; protein phosphorylation. The record is from RefSeq and is a predicted model, not a curated record. The transcript is spliced from 7 exons. Gene Ontology annotation, molecular function: ATP binding; transforming growth factor beta receptor activity. Gene Ontology annotation, cellular component: plasma membrane; signaling receptor complex. NCBI's taxonomy places the organism in Eukaryota, Metazoa, Arthropoda, Insecta, Diptera, Muscidae.